UCAGCCCUUUCAUUAUAUCUCCGUUUUCUCGCCUUUUCUUCUCUCAUUCGCUUUUUCUCUUUUGAGUUUUCUCGGCAACCAAACAGACCCAAAUCGCUAGAGAAACCAAAAUCCGCCAUGAAAUUCGGCAAGAGCCUCAGCAACCAGAUCGAGGAGACGUUGCCUGAAUGGCGAGACAAGUUUCUGUCCUACAAGGAGCUGAAGAAGAAGCUGAAGCUCAUGGAGCCCAAAGGCGGAGAGAGUCGGCCGAAUAAACGGCUGAGAUCCGUGGCGGCGGAGGAAAAUCCGUCCGAUGGAGAUUGGAAGGUGGACGUCUCCGGAGGAGGGAUGACGAAGGAGGUGACGGAUUUCAUUCGGCUUCUCGAGGACGAGCUCGAAAAAUUCAACUCGUUCUUCGUCGAGAAAGAGGAAGAGUACAUCAUCAGAUUGAAGGAACUGAAAGAUCAUGUGGUCAAGGCCAAGAACUCGAACGAGGAGUUGAUCAAGAUCAAGAAAGAGAUCGUAGAUUUUCAUGGAGAAAUGGUCCUCUUGCUGAAUUAUAGCGCUCUGAACUACACAGGGUUAGUCAAGAUCCUCAAGAAGUAUGACAAAAGAACCGGAGCUCUGAUUCGGUUACCCUUCAUCCAGAAGGUGCUUCAACAACCGUUCUUCACCACCGACCUUCUCAACAAAUUUAUCAAAGAAUGCGAGGCAAUGCUCGAUUACCUCUUCCCUUCGACCGACAGCUUUUUAUCGAAGACCAAGAAUCGGGAAGAGGAAGAUGAGGAAGAAGAAGAAGAGCCAACGACGUCGGGAACGGUAAAGGCAACGGAUGAUAAUCUCAUAAGGACCCCGAAAGAGCUGUCGGAGAUCGAGUACAUGGAGAGCUUGUACAUGAAGAGUACGGUAUCGGCAUUGAGGGUAUUGAAGGACAUCCGCAAAGGUAGCUCAACGGUUAGCGUUUUCUCGUUGCCACCAUUGCAGGUGAGUGGUUUAGAAGAUGAUUCGUGGAAGAAGAAAGUCCCCAUCCUCGAACAAGCAGCAAAAUGAAUGAAUGGAUAGCCACUUCUAUCUAUGAACGUAGCAGGAAAAAAAAACACGACGUAUAUAUGAUCUCACAGUUGUAAAACGUUAACCCAAAAAAAAAAGAGGACUUGGAAACUGGGUUUGUUUCUUAUUCCCGUCCCGACAAAUCUCAACCGAGGUUUUUCUUGGUUCGAUUUCGUUAAAUGUAAGAGCAUUUUAAGAGGGUUUAUGAGAUUGUUAUGAUUGGAUUUA
This is a messenger RNA of Tarenaya hassleriana, 1257 nucleotides long. RefSeq names its product SPX domain-containing protein 2-like. The coding region runs from base 118 to 1029 and encodes 303 amino acids. The record is from RefSeq and is a predicted model, not a curated record. Lineage: Eukaryota; Viridiplantae; Streptophyta; Magnoliopsida; Brassicales; Cleomaceae. Gene Ontology annotation, biological process: cellular response to phosphate starvation. The transcript has 3 exons.